Messenger RNA from Triticum dicoccoides, 2575 nucleotides. RefSeq names its product probable polyol transporter 4. NCBI's taxonomy places the organism in Eukaryota, Viridiplantae, Streptophyta, Magnoliopsida, Poales, Poaceae. Bases 735 to 2324 code for a protein of 529 amino acids. The record is from RefSeq and is a predicted model, not a curated record. Gene Ontology annotation, cellular component: membrane. Gene Ontology annotation, molecular function: transmembrane transporter activity. The transcript has 2 exons. Gene Ontology annotation, biological process: transmembrane transport.
AGAGGACUGGUCAGUCCAAACCACCAUGGAGUUUGCUUAAACUUGUAGAAAAGUGGCAUCUGCAUUGAAAUACGUAGUACAGCUCUGUCUCAUUGAACUGGCAACUCGUCAAUACGGCUGAUUUUUUAUGUGUGGAGUUUUCCACUAUCAGAUACUGCCAGAAAUCUUUUCUACGAGGAACGAUCUACAUCACUCAAAUACUCAACAACGUGAAAUAGCUGACCACAUAGUUACUUCUACACCGUGUAAAUUACUCCGCAAUCCAAGCACACGGUAACAGUCUGACUCGGUAAUAGUCGCAGCCCUGUUUGCCGGCAAGGGCGCCACCAAGUCCACCUUCCAUAAUUUUCCAUGCCGAGACCGAGUAGGAGCACAUGACCUGAUGACCAUGACCGACCAAGUCAGGCAAAAUCGCCAAAACUGCCAAAUCCAGCCCAAACAAUUCUCCAAACCGAACUCUAGCCCCAGAGACUAGCAAGAGUGAACCGUUCUGGAAAUGUUUUCACUCGAAAAGGAAACGUACUACGGAGUCGGUACAAAUCUUGGCACCUCGCCUCGCCCAGACCAGCAGGAAAGAGACAGGCGAGCGGCGAAGCGGAAACACGUCGACAUCCCCCACCUUCCCCGCCUCGCGCCCCGUUCGCCGUUAAUGACCUCCAAAUCGGACGCCACUUCGCGGCAACAGCAGCGUCACCGUCACCGUCACCGCGUCGCCGGCAGUGCGGAGCGAGGCGAUGGCGGGCGCGGUCGACGGCAUGGGGAGCAAGUACGCGGCCCUCGAUCCGACCGACGGGCCGGAGCUCGACGCGGCGGAGGUAAGCCGGAGGAGGCCUUCGGCGUCCGUGAGGAGGAGCAAGGAGAGGUUCGUGUACGGCUGCGCCAUCUUCGCCUCGCUUAACGCCAUCCUCCUCGGCUACGAUGUCGGUGUCAUGAGUGGUGCAAUCAUCUACAUCCAGAAAGAUCUCCACAUUACCGAGUUUCAGGAAGAAAUCCUAGUUGGUUGCCUCAGUGUGAUCUCACUCUUGGGAAGCCUGUCAGGAGGAAGAACUUCCGAUGCCAUCGGCAGGAAAUGGACAAUGGGCCUUGGUGCGAUCAUCUUCCAGACUGGUGCAGCCAUCAUGACAUUCGCUCCUUCAUUCACUGUGCUCAUGAUAGGGAGGCUUCUCGCCGGGGUGGGCAUCGGCUUUGGAGCCAUGAUAUCUGCUGUCUACAUUGCCGAGAUCUCCCCCGCAGCUGCCCGUGGGACUCUCACGUCCCUCCCUGAGAUCUGCAUCAACUUGGGGAUCCUCCUGGGCUACGUUUCCAAUUAUGCUUUCUCGGGCCUUUCCGAGCACAUCAGUUGGAGGGUUAUGCUUGGUGUCGGUAUCCUCCCAUCUGUCUUCAUCGGUGUCGCGCUUUUUGUGAUCCCGGAGUCCCCUAGGUGGCUGAUGAUGGAAAAGAGAGUUCCAGAGGCAAGGGCAGUAUUGCUGCAGAUAAGUGAAUCGGAGGCUGAGGUUGAAGAAAGGCUGGCUGAGAUUGAGGAAGCUGCAAAUAUCAUGAAGUCGGUUAAUUCUGAGGACAAGGCGGUGUGGAGGGAGCUACUGAACCCUUCUCCUGCUGUUCGCCGGAUGCUGUAUGCUGGCUGUGGUAUUCAGUUGUUCCAGCAGAUCACUGGAAUUGAUGCUACUGUCUAUUACAGCCCAACAAUUUUCAGGGAUGCUGGAAUCAAGUCUGACCAGGAGCUGCUUGCAGCAACAGUUGCUGUUGGAUUUACUAAAACGAUUUUCAUACUGGUUGCCAUUUUCCUCAUUGAUAAAGUUGGGCGCAAACCGCUUCUGUAUGUCAGCACCAUUGGCAUGACAGUCUGCUUAUUUGCCUUGGGGACUGCACUUACAUUGCGAAAGCAUGCUGAGGGGCUUAUUUCUCCAAAUCUUGGGAUUGAUAUGGCAAUCUUUGCAGUUUGUGGGAAUGUGGCAUUCUUCUCGAUCGGGAUGGGACCGAUAUGCUGGGUCUUGUCUUCAGAGAUAUUUCCUAUAAGAUUGCGAGCUCAGGCAUCAGCACUUGGUCAAGUAGGUGGCAGAGUGGGCAGUGGUUUGGUUUCCAUGUCAUUCCUCUCCAUGGCCCGCGCUAUAUCCGUGGGGGGAAUGUUCUUCGUCUUUGCAGCAAUCUCGACCGUCUCCGUUGUGUUUGUGUACUUCUGUGUGCCAGAAACUAAAGGGAAAACUCUGGAGCAGAUUGAGAUAAUGUUUGAAGGUGGGAAGGAAUGGAAAGGAGGUGGCGAGGUCGAGCUUGAAGAUACACAGCAUUUGAUACAGGGUGACAAGAAAUCUUUCUCUCUAGGCUGAUAUAAUCAUCAAAGCAACAAGAAGCUUCAUGUCAGCGCUGAAACAGCCUCGUCCUGCUUCCGACAUCAGGUUGAAAGCUCAACAGGACUUUGCUGCGCAUAGGUUGUGACAUAGAUGGUGUAUUGUGUUUUUAGUCUAAAGUACUCCAUUAUACAACCAUAUCACAAACAUCACGUAGGACACAAUGCUGUUGUAUCUGGUGGUGUCUUCCACCUAUAAAAUCAAUAUAGUCGAAAAAUUCAUUUGUAGAA